Fraxinus pennsylvanica is the source of this 3036-nucleotide messenger RNA. The record is from the annotation of a GenBank genome assembly. NCBI's taxonomy places the organism in Eukaryota, Viridiplantae, Streptophyta, Magnoliopsida, Lamiales, Oleaceae.
AUGUCUCAAAUCACUCAUGACCCUGAAAAUGCUUUCGGGAAUUGGAAUUCUCCUGAUGUAUGCAAAUGGUCAGGUGUACUUUGUGACAAGGAUGGGAAUAGAGUUGUAAACCUUACUUUAAGUGAAAAAUUGCUGCGAGGAACAAUUUCGUCAUCUCUUUCCAAGCUUUCUCACUUGGUGAUUCUUGAUCUGUCCGGGAAUUUCUUUGAAGGUCACAUUCCUGCUGAACUUGGUUUUCUUUCCCAACUUGAAGUGAUCAGCUUAUCAUCCAAUCGUCUUGAAGGAUACAUCCCAAAUGAGUUGAGAUUUCUUCAUCAAUUGGUGAUUCUUGAUCUGUCCGGGAAUUUCUUUGAAGGUCACAUUCCUGCUGAACUUGGUUUUCUUUCCCAACUUGAAGUGAUCAGCUUAUCAUCCAAUCGUCUUGAAGGAUACAUCCCAAAUGAGUUGAGAUUUCUUCAUCAAUUAGUGUAUCUUAAUUUGGGAAGUAACAAGCUAACAGGUGACCUACCAAUGUCACUUUUUUGUAAUGGCACUUCUUCUGUUCAGUAUUUAGACCUCUCCAACAAUUCAUUCACUGGGGAAAUCCAGUUGAACAAUCAAUGUGAGCUUAAAGAGUUGAAAUCUCUCCUUCUUUGGUCAAACCAUCUUGAGGGCGAUUUUCCUCAAGCCCUUUCAAACUCUUCUAAACUAGAAUGUCUCGACAUGGGGUCGAACUCACUGACCGGAGAGUUACCAUCUAAGCUUGUGGGUAAAAUGGUACACUUGAAAAUUCUGCAGUUGUCCUACAACCGGUUCUCGAGUCAUAAUGGUAACACUGACCUCAAACCAUUUUUUGCUUCUUUGGCCAAUUGCUCUAACUUGACAGAACUCAAUUUGGCAGGAAAUCAUCUUGGGGGAGAGUUGCCUUCUAUUAUCGGUACUCUCUCUACUAAACUUGCGAAGAUAAAUCUUGAUGAUAAUCAUAUUCAUGGUCCAAUUCCUCCACCAAUUUCAAAUCUUGUCAAUAUCAAUCUAUUGAUAUUGUCUAAUAAUCUCCUCAAUGGUUCAAUCCCCCCUGAACUUUUUCAACUGGGGACACUGGAGAGACUCCAUCUAUCGAAUAAUUCACUCUCUGGACAUAUUCCCUCGGCUUUUGGCAAUGUUCCCCAUUUAGGCUUCCUCGAUGUGUCAAAAAACAAACUCUGCGGUACAAUCCCUGAUAGCUUUGCUAACCUUUCUCAGCUACGAGGACUCUUGCUUUAUGACAAUCAGCUCUCAGGUACAAUCCCACCAAGCCUAGGACAAUGCAUUAACUUGGAAAUUCUUGACCUUUCUUACAAUAGGAUUUCAGGGACAAUUCCAAGUGACGUUGCCGGUUUGAGUAGUUUGAAACUAUACUUGAACUUAUCAAGCAAUCACCUGCAAGGGCAAAUUCCACUAGAGCUGAAAAAAAUGGACAUGGUUCUAGCCAUUGACCUAUCAUCAAACAACCUCUCGAGCACGAUCCCAUCCCAACUUGGAAGCUGUAUUGCUCUUGAGAACCUCAACCUUUCGAGAAAUAUUUUUGAAGGGCCACUUCCUGAGUCUAUAGGAAACUUGCGGUAUCUCAAAGAAUUUGAUGUGUCCUUCAAUGAAUUAACAGGAGAGAUACCAUAUUCUAUGCAGGCUUCGUCUACUUUGAAGCAACUAAAUUUUUCUUACAAUAGCUUCUCUGGAAACAUAACAAACAAUGGUUCAUUUUCUUCACUAACCGUCAAAUCUUUCCUCGGGAAUAACAGGCUUUGUGGUUCCAUAGAAGGCAUGCGAAAAUGUCACAGAAAACGAACUCACAAUUUAUUAGUUGCAAUUCUCCUUUCAUUACUCAUCACUCCUAUAUUCUGCAUAGCUGGAUAUCCUCUACUACUCGGAUCAAAAUUGAGGAGGAAAUCCACUGUUUUUAAUCUGAAGGGCAUUGAAGAAGAAGAAGAAGAAGAAGCAAUGAGAAAAGAGAUCAAAUACCCAAGAAUUUCUCAUCGACAACUCAUUGAAGCCACAGGAGGAUUUAGUCCCUCAACCCUAAUCGGAUCAGGCAGAUUUGGUCAUGUUUAUAAAGGAGUUCUUCAAGAUAACACCAGAAUAGCUGUGAAAGUUCUGCACUCUCAAGCGGAUGGAGAAAUUUCCGGGAGCUUUAAAAGGGAAUGCCAAAUUUUGAAAAGAACCAGGCACAGAAAUUUGAUCAGGAUCAUAACAAUAUGCAGCAGGCCAGAUUUUAAGGCCAUCGUCCUUCCCCUGAUGCCAAAUGGAAGCCUUGAAAAUCUCCUGUAUCCGAGCCAUGGACAAAAGUGUGAAUUGGAUUUGGUUCAGCUUGUGAGCAUUUGCAGUGAUGUUGCUGAAGGGAUGGCCUAUCUGCAUCACUAUUCACCAAUAAGAGUUGUGCAUUGUGAUCUUAAGCCGAGCAAUAUUCUCCUCGAUGACGAUAUGACAGCUUUGGUCGCUGAUUUUGGCAUCUCAAGAUUGGUAAAAGUUGCUGAUAAGAUUGUUUCAGCCAAUGAUUCUGCAGCUUAUUCCUUAGGCUCUAUGGAUGGUUUGGUUUGUGGUUCAGUUGGUUAUAUUGCUCCCGAAUAUGGAAUGGGAAAGCAGGCAUCACCUCAAGGAGAUGUUUAUAGCCUUGGGGUACUUCUGUUAGAGAUUGUGGCAGGGAGACGCCCAACGGAUAUCCUUUAUAAAGAAGGUCCUAGUCUUCACGAAUGGGUUAAAAGGCAAUACCCAAACAGACUCGAGCCAAUUGUUGAAGAAGCAAUAGAAAGGUGUGCACCAUGCGCCACCAUUCAACAUGACAGCAGCAAGAUAUGGCGUGACGUGAUCUUGGAAUUUAUCGAACUCGGGCUAAUCUGCACACAGUACAAUCCCGCCACUAGACCAACCAUGAUAGACGUAGCUUAUGAAAUCAGUCGUCUGAAGCAGUAUCUUUAUAGUCCUUCAAACCUGCUCAUUGAUUCAGCAUCAAGAAACCAAAAUAAAAUUUUUGCAUCAAGAAUGGCAACAAAAAAAAUUCUGCAGAUAAUUGAUGGGCACUAA